This is a messenger RNA of Leishmania mexicana MHOM/GT/2001/U1103, 2625 nucleotides long. RefSeq names its product putative glycosyltransferase. The record is from RefSeq and is a predicted model, not a curated record. Gene Ontology annotation, molecular function: mannosyltransferase activity. The transcript has a single exon. Gene Ontology annotation, cellular component: endoplasmic reticulum. The coding region runs from base 1 to 2625 and encodes 874 amino acids. Lineage: Eukaryota; Euglenozoa; Kinetoplastea; Trypanosomatida; Trypanosomatidae.
AUGUUUCAAUAUGAGGACCUCGUGUGGCUCAUCAGCUUCCCGCUGGUGUGCGCCAUCAUGCUGUGGUUCUCGCUCGAUCUAACCGUGCUGGUGCGAGUCGGCGGAGGCCGGCGAAGACGUGCCAACGCGCGUCGCGCGAUCGAAAGGCUUAUCAUGAGCAGUCCAGUCUUGACGACUGCGUCGGUGGUACAGUCACCGUCGCCCGUCUCUACCCCCAACACCGAUCACCCCUCUCGGCGACGUAGCAGCAGCACCUCGCCAGAGCACGCGUGCAUGGGCGGGUUCGGUAGCAGCAGCGGCAACGAGGAGGAGCAUAGGGUGAAGCACCGUGAGGCAUCGGCAGGAGCUGCCAGCACCCCAACAGCAGGAACACUCCCAUGCCAUCAACAGCGUGUACGGCAGGUGGUUGUCCCCGCGGCGAUCCGCAUUUCCACACGGGCUGUGGUGCGCCGUGCCGUUGUUCUCGUUGGCGGUGACUUUGCGCGAUCACCGCGGAUGCAGUACCACGCGGCAAGUCUGGCGCGCAGCGGUCUCUUCGACGAGGUGCUGCUGGUCGGGCUUGAUUACGGAAAUCAGCUUAGCGAGGAUCUUCUCAUGAGUGGGGAGCCGCAACCGGAGCGCUUCGUCAGCUGGGAUGACCCGGCAACGCCGAAAGGGAUGGAGCACGCGGUGUUCGACGUGCAAGCUCAGCUCGACUCGCCAGAGCCUCGGCCAGGGUGUGGCUGCAUAGUGUCAACGCAGUACUUGAUCGCACCCCCGUCGCCUCCUGAGUGGCUCCAGGCGGUGUUCCCCUUGGUCCACUUGCACUGGGUUGUCUGCACACUCUACCGCGUCGUGAUGCUCGCCGGUCUCUUUUUCUUUCAAACCAUGUGCGCCACUGCCACCCGCAUCAAUGAGCAUGGACAGCUCCUAGUCACGGACCUCAUCCUCAUCCAGACGCCGCCGGCGAUCCCCUUCGUCCUCCUCGUGAAGUAUCUCGUGUGCCCCUUGGCGUUUGUGUACAACAUGCUUCUCUACUACGGCGUGGUGGUGCCGGCCGCCUGGAUGAACCCCAGUGCGAUGCGGGACGUACGGCAGCAAUGUCAGUUGCAGUCUCUACGCUUUGCCGGUGCGACGGAGCGCUCAGCCGACGGUCGACGCCGCUCCUUAGCGAUCCUGCGCGGACUCGCACAUGCAUCUCUCUCGGGGAGGCGCAGCUGGGUUUUCUACCCCGCCAUCGUGGUCGACUGGCACAACUUUGGCCACACAAUCCUAGCGCAGAGCCAGCGGCCCACCGCGGCGGUACAAAUGUACAAACUGCUUGAGAUGCACAUGUGCGCCGGCCAUGUCAACGUGACAGUGAGUCAGGCGAUGCGCCGCGCUCUGGAGCAAGCCUACCCGUGGCUGCGGUGUGAGUCUGCCAUCGCAACGGCGGCAUCUGUGCAGCCCCACUGCAGCGCUUCGGCAGCUGCCUCUGCGAGCUUGCAGGCUGAGGGAGCGCUGUCAGUAACAGUGGUGUCGCCGAGUGCAGUGACAGUGCUGUACGACGUGGCGCCCUCCUUUUUCCGUCCUGUGCAGCGCAGCCGGUGUGUGAGGGAUGUCUUGGAGCGCCUGCUGCUGCGGCACCACGCCGUCAACCCGUCCCCUCUCCCUCUCGCAUCCCCCUUUCCUCUCGUGAAAGGCGCCGGCAACGGCGCUGCGUACGCCCUCGUCAGCAAGGCAGACCUAGAAGAGAUGGGGUGGGGCAUCGCGGGGCCACCAGCGUGGGUAUACGCGGACGCCGCGGCAGAGUCGGUAGCCGUCUCGGCCCUUGCCACCUCGGCAGCCGCGCCAGCGACGAUGGCGGCGAUGUCGCGGCGAGGCAUCAUGGUUGUCGGGUCGACGAGUUGGACGGAGGACGACGACUACUCGAUGCUCAUUCAAGCCCUCCAGCGGCUGGACCACCGCCUUCGGCACGAAGUCAGCUACGGCAGUAGCAACGGCGACAGUAGCCUUAGCGCCAGCAGCGGACCUGCGGACCUCUGGGUGCUGAUCACCGGAAAAGGAAAUGCCCGGCAGCGUUUCGAAGAUGCCGUGCGCGUCGCCAAGCUGUCGUCGCACGUGGUGGUGAGCACGUACUACGCGCAGUCCUAUCACGAGUACAGCCUUCUGCUCGGCGCCGCCGACGUCGGCCUCUGCCUGCACUUUUCCUCCAGUGGGCUGGACUUGCCCAUGAAGGGAGUGGACAUGGUGGGUGCAGGGUUGCCAAUCAUGGUCAUGCAGUACCCUGCCAUUGGCGAGCUCAUUGGCGGUGUGACACGGGUGCUGGCGACACAGGCGAUGCGGCCGCGCAACGGUGCGGCAGAUGCUCAGAGAUCCCCACGGGUUAGCGGCGGCUACGCGAAGGCAGUGCAGCCGACCCUGCAAGAGUGCGAGCGAGGCUGGUCAUUUUGCAACGACGCCGAUCUCGAGUUCUUGCUAUCCAGCUUUAUCGGCCUGCCGUCCACCAGCGAGAGCGUCAGCGACGGCGCCAGUGGUCUGUCGCGGUCGCCGCCGACGCCCCUGUCGGUGAUGAAGCGGCGAGCCUGCGAAGCGCGACGGCGCGCGCACACAUGGGAGAAGAACUGGCGGCGAGUACUCCUGCCAGUGCUGAAAGAAGUCGUAUAG